AUGUCUGCAUCGAUGGCCAUCACGACUCAGGCUACGCCAUCUCCCAUUCCCUCCAAAGGAGGUUCCCCAGACAACACUCGAUCGCAGGCCGAGAAAACAGCAGCCUAUGUGCUGUCUGCCUGCGCUCUGACCUUGUUCCUCUUCAUCGCCUCUCAAUGGUUUCCAGUUUGCUGGGCAAAGCUCAAGAGGCCACGCAGCGCACCGGAUGACAUCGGACUGGAACUUGGGACUCUAGACCCUCUACAGUCGCAGGCACAGCCUGGCGGACCUGUUUCUCCCAAGAAGCCGCCGCCGGCCCAUGUUGCUAGGGGACACACGGCCCGUCCUCCUACGCCAGAGCCGCGGCCACGGCCGCAUCUGCAACAGCCUAGCCAGGCCACGCCUGGACACUCGUCCGGGCCAACAGGCGGGUACAUGGGCGACCCGUGUUUCUGCUGUGCCUUUUAA
Molecule: messenger RNA, 447 nt
Organism: Diaporthe amygdali
Lineage: Eukaryota; Fungi; Ascomycota; Sordariomycetes; Diaporthales; Diaporthaceae
Exons: 1
Coding region: 1-447 (148 amino acids)
Source: RefSeq, a predicted model, not a curated record